Messenger RNA from Hyphopichia burtonii NRRL Y-1933, 946 nucleotides. RefSeq names its product Stp4p (gene STP4). The record is from RefSeq and is a predicted model, not a curated record. The transcript has a single exon. NCBI's taxonomy places the organism in Eukaryota, Fungi, Ascomycota, Pichiomycetes, Serinales, Debaryomycetaceae. Bases 74 to 934 code for a protein of 286 amino acids.
AUAUAUAUAUAUAUAUAUAUAUAUAGGAUUGGAUCUAUUACGAUUUGUACGUACAUAAGAUCCCUCAACUAAAAUGAGUUAUUUAUCAGUCCAACCACAAGUACCAGCACAGCCAAAGUCGAUAAAGUUACCCUCGAUUCACUCAUUACUGUUGGAUUUGCCAACCGUUAUUCAGUCGACGAACGCUUUACCCACCUAUCAUAACUCGAAUCCGUCGAACUAUUCGUCGUCGAGCCAUUUAAACGUUUCGCCGGUUGGAUCGCCACCAAGAGUGAAUAACUCCAGCUUCAAUCAAUUGGUUAAUGCUGCCACCAGCGAAACCCGAAACCGAAGCUUGAGUGAUCCACUCAGACCCAAAUUGGAAUCGUUGAGUCCAAUUUCAUCUACACCAAUCACCACUACACCAAUUACAAGCACCACUAGCCCAACCCCAAGUACGGUUGAUGUUGCCAAUGAACAUAAACAAGAAAAUAAAAAAUGGAAACCAAGAAAGAAGAGACAAUGUCCUGAGUGCAAAUUAUAUUUUUCUAAUUUGGCAACUCAUAAAUCCACUCAUUUGAAACCAACUUCCAGGCCUCACAUUUGCCAAUACUGCAAUCGGGGGUUUGCCAGACCAAAUGAUUUAUUCAGACAUGUCAAAUGCCAUUGGAAAGAAAUUGGUAGUGACAAGGGCCAAUUCAAAUGUCCUUUUAAACAUCAUUCUCCCGGGGAUUACUGUUGUCAUUCCAGUGGGAUCUUUAGUAGAUGUGAUACUUUCAAAAAUCAUUUAAAAGCAAUCCAUUUCCAGUAUCCAAACGGGACUAAGAAAGAUCAACGUAAUAAAGUUCCUGGCGAAUGUAGAAUGUGUCACGCUCAAUUCAAAAAUGUCGACGAUUGGUUAUUAAACCAUAUUGAAACAAAUGAGUGUCAAUAUGGCGAAUACAAUAAAAACUAGGCUAGCAUACUU